This is a messenger RNA of Fusarium redolens, 1471 nucleotides long. RefSeq names its product CoA-transferase family III domain-containing protein. The transcript is spliced from 6 exons. NCBI's taxonomy places the organism in Eukaryota, Fungi, Ascomycota, Sordariomycetes, Hypocreales, Nectriaceae. Bases 138 to 1445 code for a protein of 435 amino acids. Gene Ontology annotation, molecular function: catalytic activity. The record is from RefSeq and is a predicted model, not a curated record.
GUUUAUUGUUAUGUGGGACUGCAGCAGGAACAAGCCGAAAUGGUCUCGUCUUGAUCAACAGUUAUACAUCUAUUCAUGUCGAUAACCUUUCCCGAUUUGACGGCUUGCAAAAGGUUUUACAGCAAUAUUAUGCUUUCAUGAUGCUACCUAUGCGAAGGAAAAUUGUCACUCCGCUUUGGCGUUCGGCAUUGAGCAGAAGAGGCAUUGCGACAGCGACUACACCAAGACUACCUCUAACGGGAAUCAGAGUGCUGGACAUAUCUCGAGUUCUGGCUGGCCCAUAUUGCGCGCAGAUUCUCGGCGAUCUCGGAGCGGAAGUCAUUAAAAUCGAGCACCCGACACGAGGAGAUGAUACAAGAGCUUGGGGGCCCCCCUUUGCUCCUUACAAUGAUGGACGAGGCGGUGAGGGCGAGAGUGCUUAUUAUUUAUCUGUGAACCGAAACAAGAGAUCUGUGGCCGUCUCGUUCAAGGAAAAGGAAGGGGCAAAAUUGAUCCAAACUCUUGCCGCCAAGGCCGAUAUAAUCGUCGAAAAUUAUCUUCCCGGCACCCUGAAGAAAUACGGGCUCGACUACAAUACCCUUGCCAAAACCAACUCCCGGCUGAUCUACGCAAGCAUAACUGGAUACGGUCAAACAGGCCCAUACAGUAGUCGCGCAGGAUUCGAUGUCAUGGUCGAAGCUGAGAUGGGUCUGAUGCACAUCACAGGUCCUCGAGAUGGACCACCAGUCAAAGUAGGCGUUGCGGUGACGGACCUGACAACUGGGCUAUACGCGGUCAAUAGUAUCUUAGCUGCGGUGAUUGAAAGGAGCCAUUCUGGUCAGGGACAGGCUUUGGAUGUGUGCUUGAGUGAUUGCCAAGUAGCUACUUUGGCGAACAUGGCGCAAUCGGUGUUGGUGACGGGAAAGAGAGACGGAGGGCGAUAUGGAACAUCACAUCCAUCCGUCGUACCAUAUCGUGCAUUCCGCACCAGAGACGGCGACAUCUUGAUCGGCGGUGCCAACGACCGACUCUUCGGUGUCUUGUGCAAGUGUCUCGGCAAAGAAGAUUGGGCGAGUGAUGAGCGCUUCUCAACGAACUCAGCACGAGUGGCGAAUCGAGAUGUACUCGAAAGGAUGAUCGAAGACAUUACAAGUUCCAAGAUAUCGAAAGAUUGGCUCGAUAUCUUUGAGGGCACCGGUCUCGCGUAUGCCAAGAUCAACGAUAUCAAGGACACGCUGGAACACUCACAUGUUGUGGCGAGGGAUAUGAUAAAAGAGAUCCAACAUCCCGCGUGUGGGCAAUUGAAAGUUCUUAACAGCCCUGUCAAGUACUCCAGGACCCAGCCGUCGAUUCGGACACCGCCUCCGCUACUGGGAGAGCACACCGAUGAAGUACUGAGAGAUGUGCUGGGGCUAGAUUCAACCGAGAUUAAGAGGUUAAGAAAGAAUAAGGCUGUCGGUGGAUAGUUAGAGCUUGUGCAUACUGAUAUAGU